Meriones unguiculatus (Mongolian gerbil) is the source of this 1702-nucleotide messenger RNA. RefSeq names its product linker for activation of T cells (gene Lat). Gene Ontology annotation, cellular component: membrane. The coding region runs from base 647 to 1441 and encodes 264 amino acids. Gene Ontology annotation, biological process: signal transduction. The transcript has 11 exons. The record is from RefSeq and is a predicted model, not a curated record. Lineage: Eukaryota; Metazoa; Chordata; Mammalia; Rodentia; Muridae.
CGGGAAGGAGGGCUGCUCUUGAGUGAGCUGGCUUGGUAUGACCGUGACUCACUGUGGGCCCCUGGAAGUCACUCUCCAACAGGCAAGCCUGGGGAGCAGGGCCAGUGCUGCCCUGCUCUGCACGGGCCCAGGCGUUCUCCCAGCCAGGGAUGGGGAGGCCACAGCUGGCCUGGUCCCAGUGGAGGGGUUACCUCAUCCCGCAGCCUCAGAGCCUUCCUUCGCACAGUCCCUCUGCCUCCUCCCCCUUCCCUCCACUGGGUGGGGGUGAGUGGGCAGGGGGCAGGCGCAGCCCGCUGAGGAGCCUGAUGAUUUCCUGCCCUCACCACAGCUUCCUGUCGCACGAGGGUGGUGAGAAGGAGAGGCAGGCGGGGAGCGAGAGAGGGGCAGGUACAGCUGGGCACAAGGGAUCACCGAGCAGCUGGUAGCUGGGGCGCAGGCCCCGACUCAGGCUCUGGGACCAGCGUCUUCCCCAGCCGACACCGAUCUCAACGCAGUCCAGCAAGGGAGCGUGGCCAUUGAGCCUGGAAGAAGAACUCGGCUGCCUGCCUCCUGAUCCCAGACUGGGGCCCGCUCGGUCCCACAGCCCUGCUGCCACUCUGCCUAGAGGGGCUGCAGCGCGGCGGGGCCCCGGGCAGGUGCUCUGCAGAUGGAAGCAGACACUCUGAGCCCCGUGGAGCUGGGCCUCCUGCUGCUGCCCUUCUUGGUCACGCUCCUGGCUGCCCUGUGUGUGCGCUGCCGAGAGCUGCCGGCCUCCUAUGACAGCGCUUCCACAGAGAGUUUGUCCCCGAGGAGCAUCCUCAUGAAGCCACCUCAAUUAACCGUCCUCCGCACACCUGCCGCUUCCUACCCUCAUGUUACUUCCUUCCCACCCCUGAGGCAGCCAGACCUGCUCCCCAUUCCGAGAUCCCCACAGCCCCUUGGGGGCUGCCAUCGGAUGCCAUCUUCCCGGCAGGAUUCGGAUGACGCCAACAGUGUGGCGAGCUACGAGAAUCAGGGUGGGUGUCGGGUCUGGAGGGCUGGGUGGGGUGGGGAGGCUGUGCCUGUCCCAGGUCAGGUUGACAUCCCCUCUCUCCCAGGGCCGGCCUGCGAGAAUGUGAAUGAAGAUGAGGAUGAGGAGGACUGUCCCAACGAGGGCUACCUAGAGGUGCUUCCGGACAGCACCCCCGCCACCAUUCCCGAGGCGCCCUCUGCCCCUGUGCCCAGCAACCCUGGAUUCCGAGACAGCGCCUUCUCCAUGGAGUCGGGUGAAGAUUACGUGAACGUCCCCGAGAGUGAGGAGAGUGCAGAUGCGUCCCUAGAUGGGAGCCGGGAGUAUGUGAAUGUGUCCGAGGAGCUGCAGCCGGUGACCAGGGCUGAGCUGGAUACUGUGAACUCCCAGGAGGUGGCUGAUGAAGAGGAGGGGGUGGGUGGAGAGGAAGCUCCCGAUUAUGAGAAUCUGUAGGAGGUUAACCGAGAGCCUGCUGCAGCUGGUCUGUCCUGGAACUGGACUUGCUGGGAGGGCUGAACUGGGCAGCUGGGAGUGUCUCUGAGGGACACCCACUUGACCUCUGCCUUGCCAACAGCCUGAGAAUCUCCCAUAACUUAUUGUCACUUUGGGGUCCAGUCUGGGUCCCCAGUAUUCCGCACCUUCUGGUGAAGUCUGAGAAUGAAUCUAGUUCCAGCCUGACUCUGUCAUGGAAUAAAGGUCAUAUGGCCCAAAGUC